This is a messenger RNA of Amoebophrya sp. A120, 1217 nucleotides long. Lineage: Eukaryota; Dinophyceae; Syndiniales; Amoebophryaceae. The record is from the annotation of a GenBank genome assembly.
AAAACGCGCAGGUUUCGAGGAGCUAGAGGACCCCUGUCAUUCUUUUCGUGCGGUUCUUUUUGUCCUCUACUGUAGCUCUUGUGACUUGCAGUGAUAUUAAUUCGCGAAACGCACGUCGUUCUUUUUUUGUAUCCUGGUUUUUCCUGAGGGAAAAGAGUCGUCGUUUGUGCCAGUGCCACAGGCAGUACUGCAGCAGCCACGAGAAGAUAGCCAUAGUAUCGAUCGAGUUCAGGAUGUUCGCCUCGAAGCGUGAGGAGAGUGUGGCACUAUCGAGCGCGGUAAUUCUUGGUCGGUAUUUUUUCGAGUUUCGUCGAUAUCGAGAUACACAUAGAAGUUAGAACUGCUUCCAAUCCUCACGUCACGAAGGUAGUAAAUUGCUGCGCCAUUCCAAAUCUUUCACCAACAAGGCAGGGCACCGCGUUUUUUCUCCACCUCGAUUAAGGAAUACACUUCGUCAUCAUGCCGAAGGAAAACAAGAUGGCAAGCAUGAAGAAGAUGGCCAUGAAGAAGAAGAUGGUCAUGAAAAAAUGGUCGGCUGACGAGAUGCUCGCGCUGAAUACGGUUUACUGGAAGAAGAAGGCCCAGCAGCUCAUCGCCGAGAGGAAGAAGCGUGAGCUGGAGGAGGAACUGGAGGCGGAGGAGGAUGACUACUGGGAGGCGCAGGGUGAUUCCUCGGAGGAGAAAAAACCGGUCCCACCCCGUACGGCCAAGAACAAAACGCCCGCGAAGGAGAAGGUCGACGCCAAGAAAAGCAAAUGGUACAAGCCGAAGGGGUAUCAAAUGUAAAAGUGUCUGGGUCUGGAAGAUUGCUACUUGUCAUGCUAAAUCUGCAGCAUGCAAAAAUCUGUGUUGCAUGAUUACCAAAAGUCGCCCAAUUUUGACCAAGUCGGGAGGUAGUUGCUCAUGCAGGAUAGGCAUAAGAAAGAUCUCGCAGGAUCUGUCAUGCUAGGUCCGACAUUCCAGACCUCAUGGGCCAUGGAAAAGCAGCAUGACAAAUCGUGCCUUCUUCCAGACCCAGACAUUUUUACACUUGAUAAGGGGUUUUAUGCGUAGAAUGUUCGCGCCAUUGUGUUCCUUUGUCCGAGUUUGUAGCGCUGAAUACACAGUGACAAAGGACGCAAAAGAGCUGCGGCGCUGUGGGGGUCGUCCACACGCACAGACUCGUGGCAAUUCCUCCCGUGACUUUGAGUGUGAUUUUAGAGCCUUGGUCGAGGAAU